This is a messenger RNA of Beauveria bassiana ARSEF 2860, 2139 nucleotides long. RefSeq names its product arrestin-like protein. The transcript is spliced from 3 exons. Gene Ontology annotation, cellular component: cytoplasm; plasma membrane; cytosol. Gene Ontology annotation, molecular function: protein-macromolecule adaptor activity; ubiquitin protein ligase binding. Bases 1 to 2139 code for a protein of 712 amino acids. Gene Ontology annotation, biological process: ubiquitin-dependent endocytosis. Lineage: Eukaryota; Fungi; Ascomycota; Sordariomycetes; Hypocreales; Cordycipitaceae. The record is from RefSeq and is a predicted model, not a curated record.
AUGAGCAUCAAAGCGUUGUCACAGUGUGCCACAAAGCCGGCCGCUACUUUGAAAGGCUUUCUUGUAUCAAAGCUGCCAACGACGCUUGCGAAACCGGUGGCUCUCCCAUUUGACAUCACAUUAAUUCUGAGCGACGUGACUCUUGUGCGCCGAAACCACGCCAGGGCGCAAAAGCAAAGCAACAUUCCCAUCGCGAAUUCUCGCUCAUUACAAGUUUGUGAGCAAGCUUGUGCGACUUGGGCAACGGCGGCGUGUAUCCCGGCUGCCACCCACUUAUCAGCCACCCUCUUGCGCGGCCUUGGCGGCCGGGUCUUGCUGGCGAUGAUGCGUCGCAGGCAUCUUUCGCCGAGCAGACCGCCUACCCGAUUGCGCGCCAAGAUUUGGCACAACGGCAAUGCCAACAAAUCGCGAUUCCGCAUUGCUUCGUUUGCGCACCAUCUUGGCCGUCGUCACCCUCGUCGUUCCCACUUCCGAAACCCCUCCAAGAACCCCUCCACUUCAAUCUGGCGACAGCUCCCGAGAACAGCAGACGCCACCGUCGGCGCCCAAACCGCCACCAUGUCGAUGCGCAUCACUCUCGACAACCAGCCCGAGUUCUUUACGAAUCUGGACAUCAUCAGCGGGCAGGUUCUCCUGAAUUUGAAUCGCCCCGAGCAAAUAGGCGGCAUCGUCGUUAAGCUCGAAGGCGUGUCCAACACAAUCUUACAACCCCAGUACCCAUUCGAAAAUGGCCGGGACGGCCGAGAUGGCUAUUCGACGUCAAACGCCGCGAUCAAUUCGGAAAGCCAUAAGAUUCUAUACAAGGUGCAGCAGGUAUUUCCUGACGAGUACCAUAGCAGCACAAACAGUCCCUUUGGGUCGUUUCCGCUGUACCCCGGGCAACAUCAGUUCCCUUUCAAAUUCAAAAUGCCGAUAAAUAACGCCUGCAGCGACUCUCACGCCAUGGCUUCUCUGGCGAACCAGAGUCUUUCUGGUGCAGGCAUGUUUGGUGCUCGUGGUAUACGGCUCAUGGACGGCACGAAACAGCUUUACCUGAAGCAUGUGACCAAGACGCUGCCGCCGUCGUUAUCUGGUGUAUACGACGACGCCGAAAUCCGAUACUACAUCAAGGUUACGGUGCAGCGACCGGGUAUCCUCAAGGAGAAUUGGCGCUUUCAGCUAGGGUUCAAAUUCAUGCCCAUUGAGCCUCCGAGGUCGCCACCUCGUGGCCAAGAAUCCUUUGCCCGCAGACCCUUUAGCUUUGCUUUCCGCCCGCCGUCACCACAGGGUAAGCCAAAGGGCUCCUUGUUCGGCACCAAGAAGAACUCCUUCGAGUCCGAAUCGUCUGCGGAUCCGCCACCUCCGCCCCAGUCAGUCGAACUGUCUGCGCGCCUGCCCCAUCCUUUGGUCUUGACUUGCAAUCGCCCCGUACCGCUACGGUUGAUUGCAAAGAAGCUCGUCAACAACCCACAGCAAGUUUACCUGACAUCUAUCCAAAUAGACCUCAUUGGGACAACUAUCCUAUCUGCGCACGGGCAAAUACUGCAAAAGAGCAAUCGCUGGGUCAUAGCAUCGAACCCUCUGCUGGAAGUUCCGCUUAUUACUCCUACUGGUGAGGUUGGUAGUGAGAUUAUAGUGCCAGACGAGCCUUGGAGCCAGAAGCCCCUGCCGAAUACUGUGGCACCCUCUUUCACUACGUGCAAUAUAAGUCGGCGCUACGAGGUUCAGAUACUUGUGACACUGCGACUAGGAAAGAAGAACGCAAGGAGGAUUCCCGAAUCAAUAACACUUCCACUUCAUUUCGCAAAUGUUGAGGUGUUUUCUGGAGUCAAGCCACCCAGAGAGCUCGUCGAGGCAGCCACAAACGCAGGGUUCUCGCAAGGCGAGCUGCGACCUCAUUUACCGCCUCGUCAAUCUGUCUCUGGCCCCAGCGGCACGGCAGCGCAUCAGGCACCACCACUACCUCUACGACGACCUAGUGGUGCGGUACAGCCGCCGCCAGCUGCGCAGCCGGAUGAAUACGAAGAUGCGCCACCUAGCUACAGUGAAGCAAUGGCGGAAAGUGCUUCAAUGCCGUUUGAUCAAGAUAAUCCUCGCCCGCCAUUCAGCGGAGUGACGGCAGAAAAUGCGCCGAGCCAGUUGCCACCACACAAGAAUUGA